This is a messenger RNA of Gavialis gangeticus (Gharial), 3359 nucleotides long. It is a transcript of the gene TTC23L, whose product is annotated as tetratricopeptide repeat domain 23 like. The coding region runs from base 343 to 1593 and encodes 416 amino acids. The record is from RefSeq and is a predicted model, not a curated record. The transcript is spliced from 11 exons. Gene Ontology annotation, molecular function: protein binding. NCBI's taxonomy places the organism in Eukaryota, Metazoa, Chordata, Crocodylia, Gavialidae.
GAGCCAGUCACAAAAGCCUCUGACUUGGGGAAAGGGGAGAAUAAAGGCUCCAGAUCAUACAGAAGGAGGAGAGAUGCCUGCUAAUUGACUCAUUGAAAUUACAUUGAAUGAACCUGCCAGAACUGAACAAGUCCUUCAUGGAAAGAGCACAGAGCAAAUGGCUGCAGAGCUGAGCGCAGGCGCUUGGCCCUGCUCAGCGGAGGAGUAGUUCUUGCUGGACAUUCGCUCCAGUGCGGUCAGCAGCAUAGAACAGAUGGAUCUGCAAUAAAUCUCCCGAGCAAUAUAACCUUACAAUAUAUUGUAAUCAGAGUCCAGGAAACCAGCACAGCUGCCUCUGUACAUAUGGAUGAAUCAAACGAUGAGAGCACAGUAGGAGAUAGUGAAGGAGAAGAGAAGACAAUGAGGACAGAGGCACUCUGUACAGACUGGGCUUCAACACCCAGGGAGAAACUGCAAGGAGCAAUGAAAAUGGCAGAAAAGUUCAUUGAAGAGAAAGAGGUUCAUAAAGCCAUCAGGGAACUGACCCGAUAUGUGGCUCUUACUAGAAUCAUCUAUGGAGAUGGGCACUGGAAAAUGGCACAAGCAUUCACCAAUCUUGCUCACGGCUAUAUGAUUUUGCAAGGUCUGACUGCACAGGCCAUACAGCAUGCUGAAUUAGCCAGACAUGCCCUCCUCACACGGGGGCACCUUCCCUCAUCAUCUCUGGGAGAAAAGGGAGAAAUCUUAGGGACACUUGUGACUCUCUUCUAUACCUUGGGGGCAGCCCACCUGGCACAAAACAAUGGCAAAGAAUCUUAUGUCAAUCUGCAGAAGGCAGAGAAGAUCAUGGAAGAACUGCAGGAGCUGGAUGGGGGAGUGAUCACGGGACUGAAGAUAUCUCAGAAAGACCUGGUCAUUACACUCGGCAGGACAUGUUUGCAGCAGAACAAGUUAGGUUUUGCCACGGGUUAUUUUGAAAAAGCUGUCACUGCUGUAACUUCAGCAGAAGGAGAUAUGGCUCCAGAACUGAUUAGUCUUUAUCAGGAAAUUGCCCAAAUGGAGCAACUAAAGGAAAACCAUGAAAAAGCCAUUGGGUAUCUACUGAAGGCACAUUCCAUUUGUGUAGCCUUGCACAGGGAGCUCAGCAUCGAAGCGGCUCAAACAGAGCUGUUGCUGGGUAAAGCUUAUGCUGCAACUGGAGAAGAGCAGCACAUUGUGGCUGCUGAAAGGCAUUUCACAGGGAGCCUCAGUGCGUAUCAGACAAUGCUGAGUGCAGAUGACACCCAGACGCUGAGAGCCGUCACAGAAUUCAGCAAAUGGCUUGUACACAUUGGGAAAAAGCAGCAAGCCUACAAACUGCUGGACGAUUCCUUAAAGGCCAACAUAGACAUCAAUGGUGAUUUUAGUGAGAAGACGGUUGAAAUUUACCAUCUCAUGGGCAGUAUCUGCUUAGCAGAAGGAGAGAUAAGAGAGGCUCAUCAGCUCUUUAAUAAGUGUUUGCAGAUUCAGCUGGCUGUUUAUGGACCUCAACACAGGAAACCCAGAGCGAUGCAAGAGCUUCUGAACAUGUUGAAGUCUUUUGCCGUUUGUGAGGGGAAGAGGCCCCUGGGGUAAAAGAGAUGGACAGCGCUACAUUAGACAGGGCUGACAGAGUUCCCAGUGCCUUGGCAAGAGUGCCACAGAUAAAACUGAAUGCUAGUGCUGGGAGGCUGCUUUGGAUAAACUCAGGCAAACUCCCCAUGUUUCCAGCUUGGGGAAAAGUAUUAGUAAUUUUGCUUUGGUUGUGGGAAAGUAUUAACUUCCCAGUCAAAUUUGCCCCUCCUGAUCUCCCUUUAGAUUUUCUUUCCUUACUGUAUGUCAAGGCCAGGUUAUAAGAGCGGCAUGGCAGGGGUCUGUAAUUUAUGCCCUUUAUUUCCCCCAGAGCAGUCUAAAACAAACAGAGCUCCCUUUGGAAGAGAUUUUUGCUCCAAGCAUGUGUACACAAGGAUGUGAGAGCCUUUUUAGAAGACAUUCCACACAUCCUUGAGUGAGUGUCCCCCCGAGGAAAGCAAAUGCAAUGAUUCUUCCCCAAAACUGUUUGCACAGUGGCUUUUUUUGGUCAAUUCACUUGGAGAAUAUUAAAUUUAGCUGGGCUCGGUAUGGGAGCUCCAAAGGGCAAAUGCCUUCUCCUCAGCAUGAAAUCUCCCUUUAAGGCUUUGACUUCCUUUCAAAACCUUUAUUGUAGCAAACUCCCCUCCUUACAGCUGUGUUCCCACCUGUUGCUGGCCACAGCUUGGCAGUUCCUGUUAGAGAAGGGGCAAACGUUUUCAGCACUGCUGUGACUGGGAAACCCCAGGCCACUUUUCAAGAGAAAGAUGCCCAGGUCCUCCAGCAUGCAGGCACAUGACUCGUUGCAGGUCUUGCUGCCUAUCUAAUCUUUCGGCACCAUUCAGCACCAUGUUAGCUGGGUGGGGAAGUCACAACACAGUAUUUAUGCUGCUCUGACUGCCCUUCUGAACACUCAUAGUGUAGUUACUGCAUCCUAAACGUGUCCAGAUGGGGAGUCAUAGUAGCAUAGCCACCAUAUGCUCGCCUCAGCAUUUAGACAAGUCCAUAGUCAUCAUGAAACCUAUGUUUUAACUUAGGCACAGGGACACAGCUGGAUAAGACAUGGCUGAGCCAGUGUACUGCAUUAAGUACCCAGAUGGUACCCACAGGACUUGACAAAGACCAUACUCUUUACUGAGGGUUUCCCCCAUAAUGUUGAACCCUUGGCUGCCAGUCCUUACUAUAGGACAUGACACCUAAAUACCUUUGUACAUCUGGUCCCAUGUGAAGCCAAAGGGAUGCCCUUCCUCCUUAAGGAAAAAUUCUGUGCGCUUAGGGUUCCCUGUUCCACUAUAUUCAUGAUGUUAGUUAUGACUGGUGGUUACUACCAUUCAGCUUGUUUUAAUUUUUCAGGAUCUUCCUUCCAACCUCACUGUGGUAUAGAUAAUAGAAAAAGCUGUUACAUAGAUGAGAAAAUAGUAUACCAAUUGGGUUCAGCUGGACCAUUCAUGUUUAACAUCUGUAUUUCUGUGAGCCUUAUGUCCAAAAGUAAUGUUAAAAUCUCAUCUAUGUCCAUCAAUACAGCAGAAGGUAAGUCAGACAACUGUGAAUACAUUUAAGGAAGUCAGACAGUGGUUUGCUUUCUCACUUGAGAGAUUAUGUACAUCAUUCUUAGCACUUCAACACAUUCAAGGGCAAUAUACAAUCGAUAACUAUUGAUACAACUUUCAGAUAAACAGUGAUCACACUUGUAUUGAAGGGAAAACUAGAGAGAUGUUAGGAGAAAAAACAGUGAUUUUAACUACUGUCUUAAAAGGAAAACUCAUGUAAAGUGUAAAUUAAGCAUGAAAACA